CGGCGUAUCGUCGGUAUCGCUAAUCGACCCACCCACCCGCUAUCAUCGGUCGGUCGGGCCGCAGUACCGUCGGCGUCGAUAACGCGGCGCUGAUCACGAUUACUGUGCUUGGUCGGUGUUGCGUUGCGGCGGCUGCUUUGGUUCACAGGAUCGCGACGGUGGCCAUCGACGUGUACUACUGGUUCUUCUCCGCGCACCUUCUGCUGUGCGGCUUCUGCGGGCUGUGCUGCGUCGUCCGGUGCCUCGCCCACUCACGACGGUACGCUUCCGACGGCCACCAGCGGCUGCGGGACUUGCGCGGCUACCGUCACCGCCGCCGCGAUCGUUCGGGUUCACCGGACCCGCUGCGACGAGUCGCGGUCGUCUGAGACGCGGCGAACGGCGACAACGACAACAACGGCGGUAAAGUUGGACCGCCGACGGACGGACGCGGAAAUUUCCGCAAAAGGUUUCGACUCCUGUUUUAACGCUGUGGUCACAUUGUUUGCUGUAAUUGGUUACGUCAUACUACAGGUAGCCUGUAGAAAAUAUGAAUAAUUACGGGCGACGAGUGUACAGUCGUGUUAUACACGCAUUCGCACAAUAACGGACCUAAACACACCAACUCAAUGGUCAACCACAGAGGACCAAGACGAUAAUUCGUCACGUCGUCAACGUCGUCGAAAAUCACUGAAGCCGAGACAAAACAGAAGGGCAACAAUGUCAACUUCAUCUUCAAAAAUGUUUUCACAACCGUUAUUACCGACACGGCCCCAGCAACAGUCGCAACAACAAGUCCAACCGCCGUCGUAUCCUCCGUCGGGGAUUAUUGCGACCAACGAGUACGCUCACACCGAAGUCGACAGGAACAAGAAACUUUUGGAAUGGGAACUGUCGAAGUUGGGAGCCGAGGACUUGCGGUCACAUGCUUGGUACCACGGUGAUCGUGUGGAUCGCAACGAAGCCGAACGAUUGUUACGGCAAUGCGUUGCCGAAGAACACGGUAUCACGGCGGCCGCGACUGCUACUUCCGCGGCUGCCAACGACGCGGUGGUACCACUGACGGGAGGACAAGACGACAGCGACGAAGUGGGCUCGGACGGCCUCGAGGACGUGAGCAGCGCGAGUAGCGAAGGCGAUUUCCCACUGGACGACUUUCUGGACGGAUUGGUUGACGAAAGCGGUAACGUGCCCGAUCCGUUCACGGCGACCACGACCGUAAAGGCCGCAGCACUACUCCUGCAGCAGCGUCGCCGCGCGGACGUGUUGCCGACAAAAAGGCCUGUGCACCCGAAACGCAAUCGCAAGCAUUUUUAUUGCUUCUUAGUCCGCGACAGCACUAACGUCCAACCGCCAGGUCGGUACGUUGUUUCAUGUCUGCGAGUCGACAAGUACGAUAACGAAAAUUACGACAAGAACAAACCGCAAAACCAUGCGAGUAACAUCGGCGAUGAACGAAAACGAAAUAAAUUUCUUCGGCGACAACUUCAACGACGCCAACGCAGGCAACAACGGAGACCUAUACUACAUUUUGUAAUCAAUGAGAUUGUUUUACAACCUGGGACGGUAUACGAGCGAUCGCAGUUUACUUUUGGGGAUACUUUACCAACUAUGGCAACCACUAUUUCUUCAAAUUCAACAAUAAACAGCAGCAAUGGACGACAAUAUCAGCCAGGAUUUGAUAGCAUACCUCAUCUGAUCAGAUAUUAUGUCGGAGGUGCUGAUGACAAUGCCGUACUAUCUUAUGGAGGAAAUGAUGCUAGUAUUAAUUCGUUGUUUCCCCAAUUAUCGCAUACUGAAGUGCGUAUCCGUUAUCCAUGUAACCGACGAUGUCCACUGACAAAUAUCAGUUCCACGAAUGAGACCAAAAACCAGUCCUAUGUUCCAGCUGUGACAGAUCACAAACAAAUACGACAGCAUAUACCUGCUUCAUUAGCUGAUUCAAACAAGAUUCCUACAAGUAAUUCUACUUUUUCUCCAGCAGAAACUCUUUUGUCACUUCAGAAUGUGUUUCACCAGUGGGAUGCUUCAUCAUCAACACAAAAUACUUCACACUGGAGGCAACUAUCAUCGUCGUUUCGAUCGUCAAGUCGAAGAACUCCUUCUGCGACAGUAACUUCGGCAACAGUAACUUCGGCAGAAGCCUGCAACCCUAUUGAAAAUACAGAAUCAGCUUCUACAAAUCUAUCACCGAACUCAACUCUGCCACGUUCAUUAACAUCAUCUCCCGGCCCAUCUAAAAUAGCCACACAUACAUUAUCCUCAGUAUCUUCAUUAUCAGCACAAUCCAUGUUAUCCACAACUCUUCCACACUCAUUUAAAACUCCUCAUCCGCCGGCCUCUAAAUCUUCAUCAACCUCAGGCAUAUCGAACACUACCUUGCGUUCUACAACAUCAUCUUCUUUUAGCAAUUCAUCAAGUGUAGUACCUCAAGUACCCGAUUCUGAUUUAAUAAUAUCAACAUCCUCGGGUUCAUUGAGUCUUGCACAACGCUCUUCAAUUACAGUUUCUUUAAAUAAUCAACCACCAAUAAAUAAAGAACCAUCACCAUUAAGAAAGUUUAGAAUUCCAGAUAAAUCGUUGACAUUAAAUGAUACUCCGGAUCUAUUUGAACAAUCAACGAGUAGUAUGUGUUGUUCUAACGUGGGUAAAAGUGAAGAAUCACGUAUAGAUAUAGAUGCUGAGAUAGCGGCUGCCUUGUCUGCUGUUGGAGAUGACUGUGGAACUGCUCUUGACGAUAUGCUUGAUGAUCCCUAUCCAGUUACCGUUCGAUCAUCGUUUGCUCAUGUGAAUACUGGUAGUGACUAUCAAGGUAGGCUUGGAAGCCAUCAGAUUGGAUCCGAAAGUCAUCGAAGUAGGCCUAGAGACCAUCAAAGUAGAAUUGAUAGUUAUAAUGCUAUGGUUGAAAGAGACUACUCCUUAUGCGCUGGUCGUUCGGUAAUUCGUAGUACAAGAUAUCUUACAAACAACAACUAUGAAAGCGAUCGUCAUCAACUGGAGCGACCAACAUUAUUACCUUUUCCGCAAAAUCUUUCUUCGCUCCUCGAUUCUCCGUUAUUAUAUUCUCCUCCUCCCGUAUUAUCAUUGGACUCCGAAAUGGACCAUAAACCAAAUCAUGAACAAUUAAAAUUCCAAAAUAAAGAUGAUAAGAAUUCACGACCUUAUAAACAUCAUCCAAUUGGUGCAGCUGGUAGAGAACUGAAGUUUGAUAAUACUAUGGACAUUGAAAGAUUUUAUGAGGAAAUCGGUGAAUCUAUGCAGCGUCGUAAAAAUAGUAUCAAGAACAAUCGCGAGAUGGAAAGACAGACAUUAAAAGAAUGGGCUGACAUGGAAAUAGAACGAUUAAUAUGUGAAGGAAGAAUGAACCCGGACGAAGAUUCAGAUACGGAGGAAGUAACACAUGAACCAACUGAUGAUGAAGAUUUCGAGAUGUGGCGAAGCCGGUGGAGUAGCUCAAUACGAAGUAAAUUUGAUGGAACGCCGGAAGAACGACGUAGUGAACGCCUAAAUCGACGAAGGGAACGGUUUAUCGAAGCUCGAAUAAGUGAACUACGGCAGCGAAGUUUAUUUAUACAAAAUCGAGUAUCAGCCGUAAAUCACUUGACUAACAAAAACCUAUCAGAAAUUGGAUUAUCGGAGGGAUUCUCUACAAUGAAUAAUUAUCCAGGAUCAAUUGGUUUAAAUGUUCAGAAUAGAACUACUACUGAGACACGUGCCUCUGGGAGCUCUAUUCAGUCAUCAAAGAUUGACGGAAUAGUUAAAAAAAUGGUCAAUCGUUGGGUUGGUGCCGGGAACUCUAUCAGUAAUAUUCCAUCUGCUACAGUGACACGUGAAUCAAAUAAUGACAUUAGCAUAAUCCAACAAAAUAUGGCAACGCGACGGCCAAGUAGUAAGAAAUCAAGUACCCAGACAUCGGGGGAACAUCAAUCAUCAUUGGAGAACAAUAGUCUAUCAACGGAAAAAUAUCCCCAUUGUACUCAAGUGAAUCAGACAACGAUUGUCGGUCAAGGUGACACUGUUAACGUGAUAAAUGCCAACAAACCUAGUACCUCAGCUACAUACACACAACAUACUAGUAUCGCUACUGAUACAAUCGUCUCAGAAAUGGAGAACAGUUCUAGUAGAUCGGACACUGUUGUUUACAAACAGGUUGGUGAUUAUGAAAACAUCGGUUCAUUAAAUGACAAUCGUCGGAAGAAAAACAAUGACAUGAAUAAUGAACAGUGCAUCGAUUCGAUUGAAAAAGACAGUAUAUUUUUAGACGACAUGAAAUAUUGUAGCAGCUUAGAAAGCAGUAACAAUAGCAACGGCAGUCAGGACUUCAGUGCAGCGGAAGGUGUUGACUAUGCGAAUAUCGUCUCUCGCGUCACUGAUAAUAACGAAGAAAUUGACUACCAAAAUGUCGAUAAAGACCACAAAAAGCUAUUCAACCAAGAAAAACGACAAAAAUUAUUAUGUAAUGAUAAUGAAGACGGUGCACCAGUAGCGACUGCUCUGCGAGCUGUACAUCUCGCGAUAAUUGGAGAUCCCAAAGAUGAAGGCACAACAUCAUCAGUAGCGGGUACUGGUCGGUUGGCGGCAGCAUUGUGUAAUGCUGAUGGUCGAUCCACUGUACUACCGUAUCGGAAUUGCACGGAAAGCGAAAAAGAAGAAAAUUCUAUGGGUUCGUGCCCACUACAACUUUUGGGUCAACCAGGACCAGAAGGACGCCGUGCCCGUUUGGACGUGAUUGAAAGGUUUGCGUGUCUGCAGUACCUAGUCGCAAUGACGGUGAUUGUGACGCCCUGUCUAUUACUGAUUGGUAAUAAUACCAAAAAUCCGAAGGAUGAACACUUAGAGUGGAGCUUGGAAGAUGAAUACGAAUACCGACGUCGGAAAUUUUAUUACCGGUGUGCUGGUAUUGGCAACUGGUAUUUUUCCGAUGCCGACUCUGAUGACGAUGACGAUGAUUAUCAACUAACAGCUAAUUCUGACUUUGACUCUGGUUAUAUAUUACCACCAAAAGAAGAAUGGGCAAUCGAAAAGCGUCAUUGGUUGGAUUUACUUAAUCAACACAGGGCCACCGCUUUGGACAAGUGGAUUCGGACGGCGGCGGAUACCAAACAAGCGGUAGGAGACGUGUAUGGUUAUCGGGCUCUAAUGUCGGCGCUGUGCUCUGAUAGAAUACAAGAUUUACGGGAGGCAUGGACUACACUUCGUCGUCUGCACACCGCUACGGCAGUGGCAUUUGAGUCCCGACUUCGGCCCGAAUUUCUCGGCCGUCGAGAUAAGCAUACACCAGUCGGUGGUGUUGAAGCAGUACAUGAUUUUAAUGAAGAUAAUGAUGUUGAUCUGUUACUGCAAUUGCCACCAAACGCUACAGUGCCCGAUGCAACCGCUUUAGCUGUGCUUUACGAACACUUAUAUAAUGAUGCUGAUUAUGAUGCGACUUUCAGUAUCACCAAUGCAAACGAUAAAAACACCAAAGAAGAUAAAAACCCAAGACCGUCAUCUUUGUUUACUUCACCUCUGUUAUUAUCACCGUCACCGUGGUCAUCUCCAAAUAGUGGUAUAAGUAGCGGACUCGGAGCAUCAUUAACCGCCGACUAUGGGCUGCAAGCACUUCAUAUAUUGUGUAUCCAGUACUCUGAGUGGGUGCAACAAAGCUAUACAAAAAAAAAUGUUAUGGUAUCGUGCACGAAACCAUCACCGAUGUUACAACUUGACCGUUUUCGCAACAACUUCCAAACACUUUUACGCCAAUAUGGUGAUAGCGCCUACGAUGAUAACAACCAAGAUGAUUAUGUUGAUAAAUACGUCUAUGGUUAUGAUCAAUUUAAAGAAAAUAUUGUAUCUUGCAAAAAUAAACCUAGUUACAAUCGAAAUGACAGUUUUGAGUAUGAACGACACUACGAGGACAAAGUGGAAGAGUACGGUGCUAGUGGUGAAGAUUACGAUGAUUGUGGUGAUGACGAUGAUGAUGAUGAUGCUACAGUUAUCUGCUGCGGCAACAGCAGCUUAUUGGCAAUUAAUGCGGUUAACGUUCCAACCAAUAUUACAUCUGACACCACUAAAAUACCAAUGACAGAAAAAAAAUCACGUCAAAAAACAGCAACAGACAACGAUCGUGAAUGCUCCCGCAGAGUAGAUCGAAGUGAAUGCCACUGGAUCAAAACUUCUGGUGCAUAUGGCCCGGCACCGCUCAAUAUUGUGUUUCGCACCGAACUGCACGUUCGUCUAUUUUGGCCACCGACUCUUCUGAUUGAUUAUAAAGCUGACAGUGACGAUGAUAAUGACGAUUCAGUCGAUCAUCAGUUUGCUGUACCUGCCUAUGCGUUGGGUACGACCUAUUUGGCGUUAGCGAAAACCACCCGCUGCGGUACAGGUAAAGAACGUGGCCACCAAAAAAGCACACAAUCGUCAAACAUGCUGGAUAGAGUGAUUACUGAACAGCUGAAUCAAGCGGCUUAUGACAUGCGAUUAAGAUACAAAGCGAUGGACAAGUUUUUGGAUGGGGCGUGCGCCUAUUCAAAGAUAGCUGCCAAGUUAAUAAAUUCUGACUUAACGGCAACCGGAAAUCAACAACAGAGAAGUUUGCUUCCAAAAUGAGCUAAAAAAAGUUGUAGGGAAAGGAGGACCACUUUAACCAACUAGGUAAAAUACAACGCAACUUUUAUGAGAGAAUGUUUUCCCAAAUAAACGAGGUAUUAAAAUUAGUAAUAAUUAAAUUCUAGGCACCGAAAAGGUAAAAUUGUUCUCCUCUUAAUUUCAUGCUUGUAAAUAUAAAUUUAGAACUGUAUUUUAUUUUAUAUUAGAAUAGUACUGAUUAUCGCUUAAUUCAAAUCACCCAAACACACACACACACACACACACAUCUAAAAAUAAUUUAGUCUAUAAAAAAAAGGUAUAGAAUUUAAAUACCAAACCAGAGAUAAAUACUGAAGACUUUUAGUAUUUUUGUUAAGAAUAUUGAUUUGUUUUUUUUUCAAAUCAUAGAAAUUUUUAGAAAAUAAAUUAUGAACCCAUUCUUAACGUAUUAUUGCUGAAAAUUACUAUCGCUGAUAUGCACACCUGACUUGCCAUUUGUUUUUGAUAGGAUAAAAUAACUUGUAAAUAUUCACGCUCUAAUAUCUAGACUUAGCCCUGUGACCGGGGGUGGAUAGAAUACCGAUCACGGUGCUGAGUGCGACCGGUCGUAAAAGGCGACCAACAUGCGCUCAUGCACGCGUCAUACAACAACAUGAUUUUAAUGGCGACUACUAGUCGUUAUUAAAUAUAGCCACCAGAACGCGUGCAGUUGGUGGUAUUUUUUUAUUUUUUUUUUUUUUUUUUUCAUUAUUUUACGUUUCUUAAUUGAAAUGGUUGUGAAAACACCAGUUCUGAACAUUUUAUUUUUCAUUUAUUUUAAUAAACAACACAUUUUCAUAGCAAUUUACAUAAAACUGUUCGCUAAAAUAUCACAUAGUUACCGAUUUAUUUUGAAUUCAUUAUCACAUUAUAGUAAUUUUCUGAAAGUAUCGAACUGAUGAUAAUGUAACUGAGGGCUAGGAAAGCGCAAAAUUCAUUCACUUCAUUCAACUGUCUAUGAACAAAUGUUAGUAGUUUAGUAAUGAGAGCUAAGAAAUUUACUAUGAACAAAUAAAAUAAUGUUUCAAUUUUUUUCUUAGACAUAAUGUGUUGUAUUAAAUAAUUUAAAUUCAUCACUUUUUUAUUGAUUUUAUUGAUGUUACUUUUGGGCACACUUACUAUGUACAAAUAUUUAACCAUAAAAACUUAUUUCGCUUAAGCUAAUAGUUUAGGUAUAGUAUAAAUAUUUAUAUUUUUAAAUAUGUGUGUGGAGUAAUAUUAUAGUAAAACAAUAUAGUUUAAGGUAUUCGUAUGUUAUUGUUAUUAUAUAAUAGGAAAUCUCAGCUAUCUGUUAUAGAG
Molecule: messenger RNA, 7884 nt
Organism: Sipha flava (yellow sugarcane aphid)
Lineage: Eukaryota; Metazoa; Arthropoda; Insecta; Hemiptera; Aphididae
Exons: 6
Coding region: 700-6567 (1955 amino acids)
Biological process (GO): positive regulation of peptidyl-serine phosphorylation; small GTPase-mediated signal transduction
Molecular function (GO): guanyl-nucleotide exchange factor activity
Source: RefSeq, a predicted model, not a curated record